AUGGCGCAAACCGCCAUGAGCAGGCUCUUCCGCCAGAGCACCACCAGCUCGGUGCGCCAAUCCAUUCUGAGACCGGCACAGGCCCGCAGCUAUGGUUCGAACUCAGCGGCGACCGGAACAGCAAUCCCAACCUUCACCACAACAUCAUCCACCGAGUUAAACGAAGCUUUGGACCGCUUCCGCAAUGAGCUCUUCAUCCCUCUUGGUCUCCCCAAGCGACAGAGAAAAAGUGUGUUCAAGCAGAAAUACGCACAGCAAUUGGAACACGAGCCCAUUACCGUCAAGAUCAGCGAGACCGAGGAAGAGGCCCUCGAUGUUCUCAACAUAAUGGUCACGACCAAGAACUUCAGCAACCUUUUCCCCUUCCUCAGUGGCCUCCGAAUGUCAAACUACUCCAUCAACAGCAACCGGUGGGAGUACAUCAUCCGCAAAGUCAGCGAGGCCGGUAAGCUUUCGGUCAUUAUUGAGUGCGCCAGACAGUUCCAGCGCACCGGCCUGAGCCUCGGCGAUAAGAACAUCGCUCGCCGUCUCUUCUUCGAGCUCCACCAGACCGCCGAGCGGGCGGAUUUCGAGCCCGAGGCUACUGCCAAGGCUCUGAAGCUAGCAAUGGAGGCUGCGAGUCUGAUGGAAGCCGCGGAACACACGGCCCGAGACAUCCAGCACGACCCCAAACACCAGCCUUUCGUUAUCGGUACGCUUUUGGAACUCAGUGCCGCCUGCGGCAAGACCGAGUUGUCUAAGGUCCGUGACUACGCUGCGAAGCUCGAUGCUGCCUGGUCCCGAGGACACUUCAAGGACGAUGCGGCUACUGCCAUUGAGGCCCAGACUAGACUCGAGGAGAACCUUGCCGUCUAUAAUGGUAUGCGUUUGAGCCUUGGGAUCACCAAGGCGGCACAAGCUACCGAGGCUUUCCAGGCUCGCUGUGACGAGCUCGAGCCUAUUCUCAUUGCGCAGUUGCGGAAGAUUAAGAAUAACCAGGUCCUUGGCGACAAGGUGGCUAAGCAAUUGCUUGCGAAAUAG
Messenger RNA from Penicillium paradoxum, 1020 nucleotides. RefSeq lists its product as uncharacterized. The coding region runs from base 1 to 1020 and encodes 339 amino acids. The record is from RefSeq and is a predicted model, not a curated record. The transcript has 3 exons. Lineage: Eukaryota; Fungi; Ascomycota; Eurotiomycetes; Eurotiales; Aspergillaceae.